Candida dubliniensis CD36 is the source of this 552-nucleotide messenger RNA. Its product is annotated as snoRNA-binding rRNA-processing protein. Gene Ontology annotation, biological process: rRNA processing. Gene Ontology annotation, molecular function: snoRNA binding; structural constituent of ribosome; rRNA binding. The record is from RefSeq and is a predicted model, not a curated record. The coding region runs from base 1 to 552 and encodes 183 amino acids. Lineage: Eukaryota; Fungi; Ascomycota; Pichiomycetes; Serinales; Debaryomycetaceae. The transcript has a single exon. Gene Ontology annotation, cellular component: small ribosomal subunit; small-subunit processome; Mpp10 complex.
AUGGUUAGGGCAUUAAAACAUCAUGAGAAGAAAUUAUUGAAAAAAGUAGAUUUUCUUGACUGGAAACAAGAUCAAGGUCAUCGAGACACUCAAGUUAUGAGAACAUAUCAUAUACAAAAUCGAGAAGAUUAUCAUAAAUAUAAUAAAAUAUGUGGUGAUAUAAGGAAAUUAGCUCAUAAAUUAUCAUUAUUACCAUCAACUGAUCCAUUUAGAAUUAAACAUGAACAAUUAUUAUUAGAAAAAUUAUAUAAUAUGGGGGUAUUACUGACAAAAUCGAAAAUUUCUGAUUUGGAAAAUAAAGUCACUGUGAGUAUUUUAUGUCGAAGAAGAAUCGGUGUGGUUAUGUGUCGAUUGAAAAUGGCAGAAACUAUAAGUGAUGCAGUAAAAUUUAUUGAACAAGGUCAUGUUAGAGUGGGACCUAAUGUAAUUACUGAUCCAGCUUAUUUAAUCACAAGAAAUUUAGAAGAUUAUUUGACAUGGGUAGAUAAUUCUAAAAUUAAAAGAAAUGUUCUUAAAUACAAGAAUAAAAUUGAUGAUUUUGAUUUAGCAUAA